Molecule: messenger RNA, 1812 nt
Organism: Exophiala bonariae
Lineage: Eukaryota; Fungi; Ascomycota; Eurotiomycetes; Chaetothyriales; Herpotrichiellaceae
Exons: 5
Coding region: 1-1812 (603 amino acids)
Molecular function (GO): oxidoreductase activity; FAD binding
Source: RefSeq, a predicted model, not a curated record
AUGGGCAGCACUAUGCCAGGUGACGAUGCUCCGAUCGAGCCAGACUAUGUGACUCAGGUCGUUAUUGUUGGGACUGGGCCGGCAGGAGGAUCUCUGGCCAGUUUCCUGGGUUCACAUGGCAUUCAAGGAAUAGUUAUUGGGAUGACCUCUACAACGGCAGAGACACCAAGAGCUCACAUCACUAAUAUGGCUGCUUUAGAAUGUCUAAGAGAUAUCGGCUUGGAGGGAGAAUGUCGAGAGUUGGCUAGCCCAAAGGAAAGCAUGAUGCAUACCCGCUGGGGCUAUAGUAUGGCUGGCGAAGAGUAUGCACGUCUCUAUGCCUGGGGCAAUGGUGCAGCUUUGGAAGCAAAGUACGCAGAGGCGAGCCCCUGUGAACCGGUCGACCUUCCGCAGACACGCCUCGAGCCACUUCUCAUCCGCAAGGCCGCAACUAGCGGCUUCAUAACUCGAUUUAAUACAGAGUUCCUGAGAUUUGAGGAUGAUUCAACAAAAGGACAGGUUGAUGUGAUCGUCAAAGACAAUGUCUUUGGCUCCAUCCAUCGAAUAAGAUGCCGCUAUUUAUUUGGUGCAGAUGGGGCUCGGAGUCGGAUUCUUCGACAACUUGACCUGCCCCUGAAGCAGAACCCAGGAGGGGGUCUGGCAUGGAACGUUUUGGUUAAGGCAGACUUAAGCAAGUUCAUCAGACACAGACAGGGUAACUUACACUGGUGCUAUCAACAUGAUCUUGAGCAUCCGGAUUUCGCCUGGAUCGGCUUUCCGCGCAUGGUGAAGCCAUGGGACGAGUGGGUUUUCAUCAUGUUUCCCGCCCCAGGCUACCAAGCGAAUGUGCCGCCGACUCGUGAACAGUGGGAGAAACGAAUCUCACAAAUAAUUGGGGACGCGACGGUCGAAAUCAAGAUUCUUGACGUCAGCAAGUGGCUGGUAAACAACAUAUGGGCUGAAAAGUACGCAAUGGGCAAUGUCUUCUGCUUGGGAGACGCCGUGCAUCGACACCCUCCUGCAAAUGGGCUUGGUUCCAACACCUGUGUGCAAGAUGCAUUUAAUUUGGCUUGGAAGGUCGCUUAUGUACUCAAGGGUAUGGCCGGUCCUGGAUUGUUGGAGUCAUACGAGGAAGAAAGGCAGCCUGUCGGAGCCGGCGUAGUGUCAAGAGCGUUCCAGGGCUUCCUGGAUCACUUUCCACUGUGGAAAUCGGUCGGGAUUCUUGAAGCGAGCGUUGAAGAGCGGCUCGCCGCAUUUGCGGAACUCUCUAUGAAUAGUCCAGCGGGGCGGCAACGUCGCAAAGACUUUUUCAAGAGCAUUCAAGGAACCAGGUACGAGUUCCAUGGGCUUGGGAUUGAGAUGAACCAGCGAUAUGCCUCUGGUGCUGUCUAUCGAGCCGACCAGGGCGCGAUGCCACCACUCAAAGGGGACCCUAUCCUUGAUCACACUCGAUCGACAUACCCAGGGUCGCGAUUGCCACACGUAUGGCUGAACAAAGCGAUCCCGGAACAGCCCAUCUCCACCAUCGACCUGGCCGGCAAGGGCAGUUUUACAGUCUUGACUGGCAUUGGAGGAGAGCUUUGGAAAGAGGCAGCCACCAAAUCGUCAGAGGAUCUCAAGAUUCCAGUAGUCGCAUAUUCGAUCGGGUUCCGUCAAGAUUGGGAGGAUGUAUAUUUGGAGUGGGAAAACGUCAGGGACAUCGAGGAGGACGGUUGCAUCCUCGUCAGACCUGAUCGAUUUAUCGCGUGGAGGGCCAAUCAAAUGGUGGAAGAUCCGGCGAAUGUCCUGUUGAGCGUGCUCCGGGAAAUCCUGUAUCGUGGCAAAGAAUCAUAA